AUGCCUUUCAAGAAAGACCUCACCGCCUCCCCAAAACAAAAACUCAAAUCCUCCAUCCAGCGCUCCCUCCGGACCUCGCUCCUGCAGACCUACCCCCUCCUCAACCCCUUCAUCGAAGAGAUCAUGCCCAAAAAGUCCUCCCUCGAGCAGAUGAAGCUCCCCGACCGGGUAUCCCUCUACGUCUGCGACGGAAACCCCCUGUUCUUCCAGCACGACAGCGACGUCCUCCUCCCCCACCUCAAGCUCGUGCACCGGUUCCCGCAGUGCUUCCCCACCGUGAGGAUAGACCGUGGUGCUAUCCGGUUUGUCUUGUCGGGCGCGACGCUCAUGGCGCCGGGGUUGACUUCUGCGGGCGGGAGGCUGCCGGAGCCGGAUGCGAGGGAGGGGAGGGAGACGCUUGGGGAGGGGAGGGAGACGCUUGGGGAGGGGGCGCCGAAUGAGGGGGCUGAUGGGGAGGGGAGGUGGAGUAGGGAGUUGGAGAAGGGGGAGCCGGUUGUGGUUAUGGCUGAGGGGAAGGAGGAGGCGGCGGCGGUGGGGGUGCUGGUUAUGGGGACGAGGGAGAUCAAGGAGAAGGGGAAGGGGCCGGUGAUGGAGGAUGCGCACUUUUUGGGGGAUGGGUUGUGGAGGUUGAAUGUUGACUAG
Molecule: messenger RNA, 642 nt
Organism: Podospora anserina S mat+
Lineage: Eukaryota; Fungi; Ascomycota; Sordariomycetes; Sordariales; Podosporaceae
Exons: 2
Coding region: 1-642 (213 amino acids)
Biological process (GO): formation of translation preinitiation complex
Molecular function (GO): RNA binding
Source: RefSeq, a predicted model, not a curated record